CUCAAGGUAAUCUCGGAAUACUGCCGUACACGUUUGCAAUCAAAACCAUUCACACACAUAGUCAUGGACAUGUAUAGAGAAGUAAUAAGAUCUGCCCAAUACGCGGCAAGAAAACGUGCUGCUUAUCAUCGACUCAACGCAAUACCUAAUUUAAAUAAUCCUGUAGAACGAACCAAUCAAAAUUAUCAGGGUCAACAACAACAGCAACACGAUCAUCAUCAUCAUCAUAAUCAUCAUCAUCGUCAUCAUCAUCAACAACAACAGCAACAGCAGCAGCAACAACAACAGGGUCAAGAUGAGCGAACGUCACAGAACGGACAAGUCGAACAACAGAAUUUAAAACAGCAUUCAAUGCAACGUUCUAACGAACAAUUUCAUCAGCAACAAAAGCAACAGCAACAAUUAAGGCAACAGGAAGUAAUAAAUCAGCAGAGUCAAGUAAAUAAGCAGCUAUUUCCAAAGAAUCAACAAGACCAGCAGCAUUCCCAUCAUAAUCCUAAUAUUAAUACUAAUCAUAAUCAUAAUCACAAUAAUCAUCAUCAUCAUCAUCAUCAUCAUCAUCAAAAGGGUGCACUUUUCAAAGCACAGUCGAGGAAUUCCCGUUCCCAUCCAAAUCUAACGAGUCUGUGUAACCAACAACAACAACAACAGCAACAUCAACACCAGGAACAUCAGAAACAACAGAGAAGAACGGAAAUGGCUUUGAGUAAUUGCAGAGCGCAAUUUCAAUCUCAGUUGGAUAUUCAGGCGAGUGGUAGUAGGCCUUCCCUUGCUUUACCAAACAGUCAUCAUCAUUUACAUUAUCAGCAGCAACAACAACAACAACAGCAACACAGUCACACGCGAGCCUAUUCUCAACCCGUUUCUACUCGGCUUCAACAGACAAAGAGUAGUGGCAAUCUGCACACCAUCUUCUCCGAGUGCACUCCCACGGGAAACCCCUACAACGAUCCAAUAUACGCCUUGCCUGUUAAACCAUUCCUUAGCUCGCAAGAUGUUCGUGUCAACGGAUUCUCAGCUAAGACACCGGCACCAGCUCGAAGAGACAACGUUUACACGUCUAACGCGACUACAACCACCAACAGUAAUCCCAAUGGCGACAUUUACGAAAGGACCAAUAAUAAAUCCUUGCAACGUCAGAAUUCGAAUCCCCAAAUUUCAAACAGGGAUCAUCAAACACAAUUACAACAGCAACAACAAUCAACGGAAUUUAAAAGACUAUCCCAACCGAAUAUCGUGAUGACGAGUGAUCAUCGAAUCCCAAAGAACGAGGAACAGAUGGUCCAACAACAAAAUCCAUUGUCUUCCAUAAAAAUGAGAGGAGGAGGAGGAGGAGGAACUCAAGGACCACCUAAACCACCCCGAAUAAUAACCACUUUAAGAAAACCACCAUUAUCCGAUAUGGAAAGUAAUCCAACGGAACCACCAGCCAAACCACCGAGAAAUAUAGUGAGAAAUGGACCGAGAGCUCGACGUGGUAAAGCAGUUCAAAGAGCACCAUCACGACUCUACCGAACCAUAGGCGGAGGACCAAUGAGGUCAUUUAAUAAGGCACAAUGCAUCGGACCGGAAUUUGUUGUACGUGCAAAUCAACCACCGAAAACGCUCUGCGUUGGACAAAUCAAAGGCGGCAAUUUGAGUCGAAUUGUUGUAAUAAUGUUAACAGGACAACGCAUGGAAGUAACUUGCGAUUCACAAAAGAUAACUGCUGGGGAUUUGUUUCAGGCAAUAGUGCAAGCUGAAAAUUUGGAAGAAAAUUUUACGUUAGGAUUGGCAGUUUUGUUGGCCGGUGAUUUCGCGAUUCUACCACCGGAAACGAAAUUGAACAAAGUAGCACCGCCUGGUUGGUUGAACAGUGGCAAAAGCAAAGGUUCCUUGGGACUUCCAACAAGUUUUAUGCUUUACCUGAGACUUCGUUUUUUCUUACCAUCGUUGCGUGGUAUCAGAAAUUGGAUAUCGAAACACUUGCUGUAUCUGCAAAUAAGGCGAUGCAUACUCGAGCAACAACUCGUAUGUUCCUAUUCUGAAUUAAUUUAUUUAACCGGAUUGGCACUGCAAGUCGAAUUUGGUAAUUACAAUGCGAACGAACACGGGUGCGGUGAUUACUUUUUGUUGGAACAUUACGUCCCAGAAUCAUUGAUAUUAAAUAUGGAUCAGCAUCAGUCUAACGUGAACGCUGAAGCUUUGCGCAUUCAAUUGCAACAGGCACACAGGGAUCGUCGUGGUUUGGAUUCGAACAAGGCCGAAGAGAUGUUCAUAACUCAUUCCCAAUCCUUACAGGAUUAUGGUUCCCAUUAUUACAUAGCAAGCGUUGAUUCUAAAGAACUCGACAAAGUUAUGACGCAACAAAAGAAAAGAAAAAUCAACGAGGAUAAACGUCGUCGCAGUUGCGAGGGUGCACAAACCGAAAAUAUUUACGGACAAGAGAAACCUACUACGACUACCACCACUACUACUACCACAACCACAACUACUACUACCACUACUACCUAUGGUAGAAUAGAAAAUCUACCUGAACAUUCCAAUGAAAUUCUUCAAUCCAAGAUGUUGCGUUACAACGAUGAACGCAGCAUUGCUGACGGUGGUAACGCCAAACCAAAUUCAACACAUUUCAACGUAAAUCCCGAACAACAGAUCUGUUCGAAUCAAACCAAUUGUAGAAUUUCAAGAAAAGAUACUUGCAUUAAUAAUAAUAUUAAUAAUAAUAAUAAUAAUAAUCAUCAUCAUAAUAAUAGUAAUGUUCAUAACAAUAGCAAGAAUAAAUUGUCGAAAAGUAAGAAGACUGAUAGCAAUGUCUGGUUAGCCAUUCAUGCUCAAGGUUUGAAACUGUUCGAAAGAGGCGGAGAACCUAGGGAAAGAAUGGAACUCGCUCAAUUUCAAUGGAGAGACAUUCAGACGUUGAGUUACAGUAAGAAUUGUCUGGUAGUCUACACUAAAUUAAAUGGGAAACGAUGCAAAUUCAAAUUACGAAUGGAUCACAGAAAGAGUUAUUUCGCGUUCAAGUUAACUUCCUUGCAUCAUCAAUUCUUCUUGAAACUACGUUCUGAACUUACAUCGUUGCAGGGACUUGCGAAAGAUUUUGGAAUUCCGAUGACAGUUGAGACAACAACGACUACGACUACAACGUCACCGUCAAAAUUGAAGAACACCGAUGGAAAGACUAAAAUAACUAUUGCCAAUACGGUUAAAAUACAUCCCAAGUUGAACAGUUAUCCGAUGCAAUUGGAGGAAUAUCAGAACAAGGAGAAUGAAAAUCCUCAGAAAGAAACCAAUGCGAUAGUUCAGAUUAACGAGAAUCAUGGAUUUUAUUCGUCAGAAGAGGACGCCCUUUAUGCACAAGUUAAUGUCAGAUUGGAGCCUGAAGGGGAGUCACGUGACACCGAAGAUGAGUCCGAGGGUGAUAUAAUUAAUCCGAACGAACCGAUUUCAUUGGAUAUCAAGGAAAGAGACGACAGGGGUGGUACAAUUUAUGCGUGUUCGAGAAUUCAAAUUGACACGGAGUGUGUCUACGCUUUGCCAAAAAUCAUGUCGACCAAUGACAUAGAUCAUUUGAACGAAAAAUCCGAAAACCCUGAGGAACUUUAUGCAGCUAUCAAUAAAGCUGGGUUAUCGAGAAAGAACAAUUUUCCGGUUCCCGAAGAAGUUUGGGAAGUUUCUGACGUAAAAAAGACAAUAAACAAAAUGAAAACGUCGAGUUUGCCGAAUUAUGGGACACCAAGGCAAAGUACGGGUUUUCGUACGCCAAGUUUACCACGUAGGUUGGGAGUAAAAAUGGGUACAAGAGCAAUUUACAGUAGUAUCGGUCAAAAAGAUCCCGGUCUUACAGAUGAUGCUGAAUCAGUAUCGUUGAAAUCUGACACGGAGUCAUCGAUAAGGUCGUUUUCUGCAAGAUCAACCGAGUCACCGUUACCUGAAGCUUACGUGCUCAAUGCUGAUAUAAGAACGGAUGACGAAACGUUUCACGUACCAGAAGAGGAAUCGAUAUCAGCUUCAUUGAUGGCACGUUUAGAAGAAUUGUCCUUCGCAGAGGAAAGGAUUCUUCAUACAAUUAAAUUGGAACGAGGACACGGUGGAAGUAUUGGUUUACAGGUGACCGAAGGUAACGAUGGUGGGGUAUACGUGCAAGCAGUUUCGGUUGGUGGUUCUGCUGAUAUGGCUGGAAAUGUGAACAAAGGUGAUCGGAUAGUAGCGAUUAACGGACAAAAUUUAUUGAAUCUUCGAUACGAGGAUGCACUUAAAAUGUUACAAAGUUCAUCCGAAACAGUUGAACUUGUCCUAUCUCAACCCGAUUCAAUAAAAAAGCUUGAUAAUCGUAACAUUGGUGUAGUUGAAAGCAAUUAUUUGCAUGACAUCAGAUUUGAUGCUUCAUCCGAAGCUGAGACGUCCAGCAUGACGAACAAAUUACUGAUUCAGAAAACAACUGAUGUUGCAUCGGUACAAAACACAUCUAGUGCAUAUAGUAGUGCUGCUUCAAGCGCUAUGGGUAACCACCAUGCUAACAGUUUGUACUUGGCCGAUCUUGUCGGUAACAACGCUCUCAAAUCAGCUAGUAUGCUUCUUAGUAUUGAAGAUUUUGAUGUUAGUAGAACAAGUCGUCAAGUGUUCAUAUAAUUAGGUGAGACACUCCCGACACCGCCACCCCCGCAUUUACCACCACCACCACCCCCGGUGCCACCCAGACGAAGAAAGAAAAAACUAAUA
Polistes canadensis is the source of this 4701-nucleotide messenger RNA. RefSeq lists its product as uncharacterized. The transcript is spliced from 15 exons. Gene Ontology annotation, molecular function: protein binding. The annotation marks the transcript as partial. Gene Ontology annotation, cellular component: cytoskeleton. NCBI's taxonomy places the organism in Eukaryota, Metazoa, Arthropoda, Insecta, Hymenoptera, Vespidae. The record is from RefSeq and is a predicted model, not a curated record.